AUGUCAAUGGCUAAUCGUUUCUCUCGAGAAGAGAAAGGCAAAGGAGUGGUUGGAUCUAACAAGUGGAUUAGGGAAAAACCAAUCCGCCUCCCCGACGAACCGCAAGAUGAACUCAUCGAAGCAAAUCGCCUGUCCUUGAUUGGUAGAGUACUUAACCAAGAUAUUCAACGUCCUCAUGCUCUAAUAGGGUAUAUGGUCCAAUACUGGAGACUUGAAGGACAUAUCACGGGUAAGGUCCUUGGGAGAGAUCGGUUCCAAUUCAAGUUUGAGAACGAAGUAGAUCUCGAAGCUGUACUAAAGGAUGCGCUGUUUCACUUCAAACGAUGGAUGUUCAUCCUCCAAAGGUGGGAACCUGUGAUAGCCGAUUCCUUUCCAUCGCCCAUACCAUUCUGGAUCAAGAUCCAAAGUAUUCCCCUUCAUGGAGGUACGACAAGAAACCUCAGGGCAAUAGGCAAAGUCCUAGGCGACUACAUGGAUGUGGAUACAUAUGACAAUAGGGUACGUGUUAACGUUAAUGCCCUCCAGCCACUGGUAAUGCAAACCUCGGUACAAUUCCCCUCUGGGGAUAUGGUAUCCAUUGAACUGCAGUACGAAAAGCUAGAGAAACAUUGUUUCGUAUGCCUAUCUCUUGCUCACGAAGAAAAGAAUUGCCCGCGAUCCUCAGCAUCAAAAUCUUCUGUGGUUCCAAAACCUCCGAGCAUUAAUCAAAUCAAUACUCGUAUCCGGUUGGAAACACAUAGGAAACGACAUGAAGAUCCUCAUCUCCCAUCGGCUAUGCUGCCAACCAGGGAUUACUCAUCUAGGUCCACGGAACACCAUGAGGCUAAUAAACUCACAAAGUACAGAAAUGAUUGGCACCAAAGUUCCCGUGACAACGAAGGCAACAGUGAUACAACAAGAGGAUUUAACGGAUCCCGGUAUCCCAAUCAUAACCGAUCUCCUCCUUCUCCAAGAUGUUUAGACUCUCGUCACGACUCUUCCUCACGGCAAACCAACUCCCACUGGCAACGAGUUGAAAACAGAGGAACAAACAUAACUCGUAAUAAGUCUCAUAACUCAAGACUACCUCGUAAUGAUGACUUAUUUAAUGCGACACGGGACCGACCAUCAAAGGAAUUUCAAAGAGCAAUCACUCUUCCUCAUCAAGACAAAACCGGGAAAAAUGGAACUAUCACUAGGAUUAGCACCGGAAAUGAUAGGCAACAUAGUGACGAUAGGACGGGAAACAUCAACCCCAAACCUAGCCCUUUCUCAAGACUAUCUCCUAAAUCCCCGGAGCAUGUGGUCACGUUUCGUGAAGCUACUAGUGCAGCAUCAAAAAGCUUGGAUCAGAAUCGUUUGAACCAAGAGGAUGUUAUCUUCAAUUCUAACUCAAAAUCGAGAAGACCAGCACUAGAAAGAAUUGAGGGGUCUAGCAACCCAAGAGAUAGGUAA
Messenger RNA from Arabis nemorensis, 1434 nucleotides. The record is from the annotation of a GenBank genome assembly. Lineage: Eukaryota; Viridiplantae; Streptophyta; Magnoliopsida; Brassicales; Brassicaceae.